AUGUCAAAAUUGAAGCUCCCUCACCAACUUCCCAUCUCCCUCCUUUUGUUACCUGUGCUGUGAGUUUCAGUUUGUUGUGAAGUCUCCAACGAAGGACAUGGAGGAAUCUCUGCUGGGAGGAGAAGGUAGCAGUAGCUCCAGCUCUCGACGUCAGAUUCCGCAUGUCAGGUUUAGGCGCCGCUCCGAUGCCAUCGCUUAUGGCUCGGCGUACCAAAGAGCAGCUGCUCUUGUGGAUCUGGCUGAAGAUGGCAUUGGUAUACCCGAGAAAAUUCUUGAUCAGUCAAACUUUCAGAGUGCUGCAAGACUCUACUUCAUUUUCAUUAGAUUUGAUUUUCUUUGGUCCUUAAAUUUCUUUGCGCUGAUAAUUCUAAAUUUCUUUGAGAAACCUUUGUGGUGCUCCUCCAAAUACGAGACACAUUCUUGUAAUGAUAGGGAGUAUUUCUUUCUUGGGCAAUUGCCGUACUUAACAGCUGUUGAAUCUCUUAUAUAUGAGGCAACGACUCUCAUAAUACUCACGAUACACACUUUUUUCCCAAUUUCAUAUGAAGGUGCUCAGCUUUAUUGGAAAAAUCCCUUGAACCAAUUGAAGGUCGUUUGCACAAUUAUUUUGGUUGCCGAUUUUGUCAUUUAUACCCUAUAUUUGUCGCCAGUGGCCUUUGAUUCUCUUCCAUUCAGAGUUGCACCAUAUAUAAGGGUUGUCUUUUUCAUCAUGAAUAUCAGGCAUCUCCGGGAGAGCAUCAUCAUCCUGGCUGGAAUGCUUGGCACAUACUUGAAUGUCUUGGCUCUAGGGCUUCUGUUUCUUCUGUUUUCCAGCUGGUUGGCAUAUGUUAUAUUUGAGGAUACACAGCAGGGAAAAAUAGUAUUUACUUCUUUUGGAGCCACAUUAUAUCAAAUGUUUAUUUUGUUCACUACAUCCAAUAGUCCAGAUGUUUGGAUACCUGCCUACAAGGCAUCUCGUUGGUAUUGUCUCUUUUUUGUUCUUUACGUGCUGUUGGGAGUUUACUUCGUUACAAACUUGAUUCUUGCUGUUGUAUACGAUAGCUUUAAAAGUCAGCUUGCAAAACAAAUUUCCGAGAUGGACCGCUUGAGGAAAAGUAUAUUGGCCAAAGCUUUUGGUCUUAUGGAUACUAAUAACGUUGGGUUUAUCAAUAAAGAGCAGUGCCUUGCACUUUUAGAAGAACUUAACAGAUACAGGUCUUUGCCGAAAGUAUCAAGGGAUGAUUAUGAGUUAAUAUUUGAUGAGCUGGAUGACAGUCGUGAUUUUAAGAUUAAUAUGAAUGAGUUCGCUGAUCUUUGCAAUGCUAUAGCCUUGAAGUUCCAGAAGGAGGACAUUCCUUCAUGGUUUGAAGGGUAUCCUUCGAUCUACCAUUCAGUUUUCUCAAAAAAGUUGAAAGCAUUUGUGCGGAGCCCCACAUUUGGAUAUGCUGUAUCUUUUAUCCUCAUACUGAACCUGGUUGCUGUUAUUAUUGAAACAACUCUUGAUAUAGCAAACAAUGCAGGUCAGAAAGCAUGGCAAGAACUCGAGUUUGUAUUUGGUUGGAUAUAUGUAGUUGAAAUGGCUCUAAAAAUCUACUCGUUUGGAUUUUUGAACUAUUGGAGAGAUGGCCAAAAUCAGUUUGAUUUCCUUGUCACGUGGAUUAUAGUGAUUGGAGAAACUAUGACUUUCGUUGCACCCAGUGGACUAACUUUUCUUUCAAAUGGAGAAUGGAUUCGCUACCUUCUGAUAGCAAGAAUGUUACGCUUGAUAAGGCUCCUAAUGCAUGUCCGGCAAUAUCGAGCUUUUCUUGCUACCUUUUUAACUCUCAUCCCUAGUUUGAUGCCAUAUCUAGGAACCAUUUUCUGUGUCCUCUGUCUUUAUUGCACACUUGGUGUGCAGGUCUUUGGAGGACUUGUUAAUGCUGGAAAUGCCACUUUGUCUAAGACUGAUCUGGAUGAGGAUGACUACCUACUUUUCAAUUUUAACGACUAUCCUAAUGGCAUGGUGACACUGUUCAAUUUGCUAGUUAUGGGAAACUGGCAAGCCUGGAUGCAGAGCUACAAGGAAUUAACAGGAAGCAUUUGGACCCUCGUUUAUUUUAUCAGUUUCUACCUAAUAACCGUUUUGCUGCUCUUAAAUUUGGUUGUAGCCUUUGUCUUGGAGGCAUUCUUUGCUGAAUUGGAUAUUGAAUCUUCAGAAAAUGGCGAAGAACAGGAUCAGGACGGAGAUAGUAGAAAGGAUCGUCGACGUUUUGUUGGCACUAAAACUCGGAGUCGCAAAGUUGACAUUCUUCUCCAUCAUAUGUUGAGUGCAGAAUUGGAUAAGGAUUCCGAUUAGUGCUGUUUCUUUUCCAGAUGAGGAAUUUUUCGUCAAAUGAAGCUCCCAGUUUCAGUUCGUCCGUUCCCCGUGAUGCGAGAAUUCCAAAUGAACCAAAAAAACGUGUAUAAAUGAUCCCUACACAUCAUACUUCCUGUAAUCCUGAUGUCAGUGGAUAGUUCUGAAGGGGGUAACCUUAAAGAUGGGGAGUCUGCAUGAACAUUAAUGUAGUUUGUUAUCUGAACUGCGUAGACAGCAGGUGACUUUCCAAAGUUUUAUUUACUUGAUCUCCAUUAGGAGAGAGAGAGAGCUUAGCUAUACAGUCUGCUAGUUUGAUUUCAGUUGGAUUACUGUACUCUUGAUUUUUAAACUAUGGAAUCCUCUCGCCUCAUCGUUUACCACUCCAUUCACAAAGUCCGAGAUGAUUGCUGGUAAUAAAAUAAUGCGACGUGUGAGGAAUCAAGCAUC
Cucurbita moschata (crookneck pumpkin) is the source of this 2761-nucleotide messenger RNA. RefSeq names its product two pore calcium channel protein 1A-like. Gene Ontology annotation, biological process: calcium ion transport; transmembrane transport. The record is from RefSeq and is a predicted model, not a curated record. Gene Ontology annotation, cellular component: vacuolar membrane; plant-type vacuole. Lineage: Eukaryota; Viridiplantae; Streptophyta; Magnoliopsida; Cucurbitales; Cucurbitaceae. The transcript has 24 exons. Bases 98 to 2314 code for a protein of 738 amino acids. Gene Ontology annotation, molecular function: calcium ion binding; voltage-gated calcium channel activity.